Carya illinoinensis is the source of this 1974-nucleotide messenger RNA. RefSeq names its product ABC transporter G family member STR-like. NCBI's taxonomy places the organism in Eukaryota, Viridiplantae, Streptophyta, Magnoliopsida, Fagales, Juglandaceae. Gene Ontology annotation, molecular function: ABC-type transporter activity; ATP binding; ATP hydrolysis activity. The record is from RefSeq and is a predicted model, not a curated record. Gene Ontology annotation, cellular component: membrane.
AUGGAUCUACAGAGUGCAACUCAUACAUAUAUUGGCGAUGAGGGAAGAAGAGGGGUGUCAGGAGGGGAGAGGCGAAGAGUCUCCAUAGGAAUUGACAUCAUCCACAAGCCAUCACUACUGUUCCUUGACGAACCCACCUCAGGUCUUGAUUCUACAAGUGCCUACAGUGUGGUAGAAAAGGUGAAGGAGAUGGCUAAAGGUGGCAGCACAGUUCUAAUGACCAUCCACCAACCUUCAUUUCGAAUUCAAAUGCUCUUGGAUCGCAUCACUAUCCUUGCAAGGGGGAGAUUGAUAUAUUUGGGGAGCCCCCUUGCCCUACCUGCUCAUCUAUCUGGAUUUGGAAGACCAGUACCGGACGGUGAGAACAGUAUUGAGUAUCUCCUAGAUGUGAACAAAGAGUAUGAUGAAUCAACUAUAGGGCUAGACCCACUAGUGCUGUAUCAACUAGAUGGCAUCAAACCUGAUCAAGUGGCCAGGACACCCAUCCCAAAAACACCAAAAACAUCUCGGACGCCUUAUGGAAAGAACCCUGCAUCUAAGCACGUGAUCAACCUCAAUAGCAGUGCAUUCUCUUCUAGGAACAUGACUUCUCAACCAAACUCUGGAAAGUUCGAGUAUGAUGAUGAAGAUGAUGACGACGACGAUGAUGAGGAUUUUGACAACUCCCUUGAAAGGAAAGGUGUAAAUACACCAAUAAGCAUGCACAGUGGUGUCUAUAAUCCUCCCUUGGCUUCUAAUUUCUACAAAGAUUUCCCAGUCUGGCUUUACCACGGGGUAAAGGGGACCCCUCAUCGUCCACCAUCAUGGACUCCAGCUAGGACUCCCGAAGUACUCGCUCCUGCAGGACCAAGAAGCUUGGUUUCAAGUCAAUAUCCAACACCUCAACAAAAUCCCAGUAGACUCCCAGUGGUCUUUAGCUCGUCCAUGGACUCUUGUGUACCCAGUUCUUAUGAAGAAUUCGAGUAUGAAGAGGUUCUCGAUGAGCCAAGCCACGGCUCCAAGUUUGCAAACCCAUGGCUGCGUGAGGUUGUCGUGCUCUCAUGGCGCACGGCACUUAAUGUCAUCCGCACUCCAGAGCUCUUCCUUUCACGUGAGAUUGUAUUGGCAGUUAUGGCACUCAUUCUAUCCUCCCUGUUCAGAAACCUCGACCAUCCUACCUUCAAAGACGUCAACCGGCUUCUCAACUUUUACAUCUUUGCAGUUUGCCUUGUUUUCUUUUCCUCCAAUGAUGCUGUCCCAACUUUUAUCCAGGAAAGGUUCAUUUUCAUCAGAGAGACCUCCCACAAUGCUUGUACUUCUUCCUAUGUCAUUUCCUCACUCAUUGUGUAUCUCCCAUUCUUUGCCAUUCAAGGUUUUACCUUUGCAGCCAUAACCAAAGCCAUUCUUCAUCUCGAAAGCAAUCUUAAGAACUUCUGGAUAAUCCUCUACGCCUCACUCAUUAGCACUAAUGCUUAUGUGAUGUUUGUCAGUGCACUUGUCCCAAGCUACAUAACAGGGUAUGCUGUUGUGAUUGCCACCACAGCUCUCUUCUUCCUGACUUGUGGGUUCUUCCUGAAGCAAUCCCAGAUACCUAUUUACUGGAGAUGGCUCCAUUUUAUCUCUGCAAUCAAAUACCCAUUUGAGGCAUUGCUAACAAAUGAAUUCAAAGGGAAAAGGUGCUAUAAUGGGCAGCCUAAAAAUCUCACACCUGGUCCUCUGAGAAACGUGAAAAUCAGCUCACUGCAUAACAAAUCCAUUCAGAAUGGAGAACUGCUACCAAGAGAGAAUUGCAUGUUGAUAGGAGAAGACGUUCUAUUCUCAAUGGAUAUUACAAAGGAAAAUAUUUGGUAUGACAUAGCAAUCUUGCUGGCUUGGGGAGUUCUCUAUCGCUUCUUCUUCUACUUGGUUCUGAGAUUUUAUUCCAAGAAUGAGAGAAAAUGAAGCAUGUUAUCCCUUUGCAUUUGCUUUUAUCUUAAAUUUAUGUUUGUGUCCUGA